AUGUUUCCCCAAAGAUUACCGCUCUCCGCGGUCACCAGGAGUUUACAGCGGCUGACGUUCAGCCAAACCGCUGUGCGUGGUUAUGCGACACCCAAAUCCAAAACCAGCCCCGACAGCAGCGGACUCUCCAGCCAGUCUCUUAUGAACACAGCCGAAACCCAGGGCUCACAAUCCGUCAAGCUGCGCACGUAUAAGCCCCGAACCCCCGGUGUACGACACUUGAGACGCCCCAUGAACGAGCACCUCUGGAAAGGCCGGCCAUUCUUACCAUUGACAUACCCCAAGAAGGGCCAGGGCAAAGGUGGACGUAACGCACAUGGACGCAUCACCGUACGACACCGCGGCGGUGGUGCCAAGCGAAGAAUACGAACAGUCGACUUUGAGCGAUGGCGGCCAGGUCCCCAUCUGGUAGACCGAAUUGAGUACGAUCCCGGACGAAGCGCACACAUUGCCUUGGUCACGGAGCAGGCUACGGGACAGAAGUCAUACAUCCUGGCUGCUGAGGGUCUUCGAAGCGGCGACAUUGUGCACAGCUAUCGAUCAGGCAUUCCGCAGGAUCUUCUGGACAGCAUGGGCGGCAUCAUUGAUCCUGGUAUUCUUGCUGCUCGAACGGCAUUCCGCGGCAACUGUCUGCCCAUGCACAUGGUUCCUGUUGGGACGGAAGUCUUUGCCGUUGGCUCGGCUGCGAAGCGUGGCGCCGUGUUUUGUCGCAGCGCCGGAACGUCCGCCACGGUGGUGAACAAGAAUGAGGAGACGAAAGAUGAUGGCACCAAGAUCAUGACGGGCAAGUAUGUCGAGGUGCGUCUCCAGAGUGGUGAGGUCCGCCGGGUCAGCAAGAAUGCGUGUGCUACGGUUGGUGUUGCCAGCAAUGUCCACCACCACUACCGACAGCUUGGAAAGGCAGGACGAAGCCGGUGGUUGAAUAUUCGGCCGACGGUUCGUGGUGUGGCCAUGAACAAGGUUGACCAUCCUCACGGUGGUGGCCGAGGUAAAUCGAAGAGUAACCGCAACCCGGUUACACCUUGGGGUAGACCCACCAAGAGUGGUUACAAGACUCGCCGUACGCACAACAUCAACAAAUGGGUUGUCACCCCUCGACCCCGUAACCACGGCAAGAGACGAGACAAGCGGUCGUCCAAGGAAUAA
Molecule: messenger RNA, 1146 nt
Organism: Pochonia chlamydosporia 170
Lineage: Eukaryota; Fungi; Ascomycota; Sordariomycetes; Hypocreales; Clavicipitaceae
Product: 60S ribosomal protein L2
Exons: 3
Coding region: 1-1146 (381 amino acids)
Biological process (GO): cytoplasmic translation
Cellular component (GO): ribosome; large ribosomal subunit
Molecular function (GO): transferase activity; structural constituent of ribosome; RNA binding
Source: RefSeq, a predicted model, not a curated record